Molecule: messenger RNA, 928 nt
Organism: Scleropages formosus (Asian bonytongue)
Lineage: Eukaryota; Metazoa; Chordata; Actinopteri; Osteoglossiformes; Osteoglossidae
Gene: syngr3a
Product: synaptogyrin 3a
Exons: 4
Coding region: 122-862 (246 amino acids)
Cellular component (GO): neuromuscular junction; synaptic vesicle membrane
Source: RefSeq, a predicted model, not a curated record
ACCUCGGCUGGGGAGGCUCGGCAGCGGCGCGAGAAGCAGUGUGUGUCGGGGACGGUGUCAGCGUGUCAGUCGCCGUCCGUGUGUGUAUCGGCGUGUGUGUGUCGGUGCGAACGUGUGCCCGAUGGACGCGGGAGCGACGCGCUCGGCGGCUACGCCUACGGGCUCCUUCGGGGCCGGGCGCGCUGGCGGUGCCUUCGACCCGGUCUCCUUCAUCCGACAGCCGCAGACCAUCCUCCGGGUGCUGGCCUGGAUCUUCUCCAUGGUGGUGUUUGGCUCCAUUGUCAACGAGGGCUACGUCAACAACGGGAGCGAACGUCUGCACUGCAUCUUCAACAAGAACUACGACGCCUGCAACUACGGAAUCGCCGUGGGAGUCAUCGCCUUCCUGGCCAGCAUCUUCUUCUUCGCCCUGGACGUUUAUUUCCCGCAGAUUAGCAGCGUGAAGGACAGGAAGAGGGCCGUGCUCGUGGAGAUUGCUUUCUCAGGCCUUUGGACGUUCCUCUGGUUUGUCGGCUUCUGCUUCCUGGCCAAUCAGUGGCAGCGCACUUCGCCCAAGGAACUGCCGCUGGCACAGGGUGCAGAUGCAGCACGGGCUGCCAUAGCCUUCUCCUUCUUCUCCAUCAUCACCUGGGCUGGUCUGACCGUGAGGGCCGUCCAGCGGUACCUGCUCGGCACGGACAUGAGCCUCUUCGCCACGGACCACCUGGACAGCAAGCCCGAGCCCCAGCCCCACCCGGGCAACGGCGCCGUGGAGGCCCCGGACAUCUACAAGACCCCCCCCUUCACCACCAACACCACCACCACCACCACCAUCACUAACCCGGAGAACACCCCCAGGGACUACCAGGUGCCCACCUACUAGCAAAGCCCUUCCCCCAGCCACAGAAAAAGCCGGGAGGAAACGCGUCCGUGACACGUGUGCUGUGUG